Molecule: messenger RNA, 2793 nt
Organism: Sycon ciliatum
Lineage: Eukaryota; Metazoa; Porifera; Calcarea; Leucosolenida; Sycettidae
Product: major facilitator superfamily domain-containing protein 6-like
Exons: 1
Coding region: 247-2091 (614 amino acids)
Cellular component (GO): membrane
Molecular function (GO): transmembrane transporter activity
Source: RefSeq, a predicted model, not a curated record
UCGGUUCGGAUUGCCUCCUCGUCUGUUGCUGUUCAGGCUCCUAUGAAGGUCUACGUGGAUUAGAUGACCGUUCUCAUGUAUGUAUCUUUCUUGCCAACCGGCAAUGGAGCUAGUUUGCUGUUGGGGCAGUCGAGGAGAAGGAGGACAUCAGGUGAACGAUAUAAUAAUAUCUCAAAAUUUCGAAUUAAUUGCGUGCAGACUUUUCAAUAGAGAUUAUUACACUAGCAUCUACAGCGGCAUACAACAAUGGAGAGUGACGGGGAGAAUGAGCAAACUGUGCCUUUCGCUCCUGAUGAAUGUAGUAAUGACAACCGGAGUGUUAGCUCUAUUCAUCAGACUUGCUCUGAGGACUUUCGUGAUGGUGACCUGAAUGUCACAAAAGCUUUCUAUGGCAUCCUCAUGGCCGGAAUGGCAUUCCUUUUACCAUUCUUACCAGUUUUCUACAAGAUGAACGGUAUCACAGCGUCGGAAAACGGUCUCCUUGGUGGCCUACGUCCCUUAGUGAAUUUCUGGAGUGGUCCCCUGUUGAGUGGGCUAGCUGACAAACUGCAGCGUCGCAGACUUAUUCUCUUCAUCAGCGCUAUCCUCUACGCCAUGAUCACGUUCAGUAUAUGGUUCGUACCAGCGGCUGAGCAAGUGGGUUGCGGUGCCUCGGCACACUGUGUGCUUGACGGCGUACCACCCAUCACCGGGGGCAACGCCACGAUAGCCACAACGAGCUCCAGAACAUCGUUGCCAUGGAAACACUCAGCUAUGACCGGACUUUCAUCAUCCACUGCAAUUUCACCAGGCCUAUCAACUGAGUCAUCAGAUGCUAACGCCACAUCAUCCCCUAUCCCGAUCGAACAAGGCUCCUCUGGAAGCCAUACUAGAACCCUGGCAUAUUUUGUUGUGAUGAUAUUUUUCAGUGAACUGGUGGGCGCCCCAGUGCUCCCCUUGACAGAUACGAUUGUCCUGGAGACUCUCGGCCACCAGCGCAUUUCACAGUUUGGUCGCCAGCGCCUGUGGGGAGCCGUGGGUUAUGGAAUCGCUAAUGCCGCGGCUGGCUUUGGAUCUAGCUCAUUGGCCGACUCCUGCGGCCGGGGCAAUUAUACUGUUCACUUUGUUGGUUUUGCCGUCCUGUAUGUCAUCUCGUUAGCGGCUGCACUGAAGCUGAAGGAUACUUACCAUCCGCUGAGCGCUAAGACUACAGCAGCUACGACAGUACAAACAAGAAUCCGAAUCGGCCGAGGUUUGCGCUUGGCUCUGUGCAACGCCCGCGCAAUCUGCUUUCUUGUCGCUGUGUUCUUCUUAGCCAUUGCGAUGUCCAUCGUCGACAACUUUCUAUUCUGGUUCCUAACAGAGCUGUGCGCUUCCGAACUGCUCCUUGGUCUCUCUAUUCUGACCAUGUGCAUGUCAGAAAUCCCGCUGUUUCUUAUCGCCGGGCGAGUGAUCAAGCGCUUUGGCCACACGACGGUCCUGGUGUUUGUGCUGGUGUGCUACGCCAUUCGAUUCCUGGCGUACUCGCUGCUGGAGAACCCCUGGCUAGUCAUGCCGAUAGAACCACUACACGGUGUAUGCUUUGCACUGAUGUGGUCCUGCUGUGUGUCCUACUGCAAGAAAAUAGCGCCGCCAAAUCUGGAAGCUACUCUGCAGGGUGUGCUUAACGGCUUGUUUUGGGGCGUGGGCCGCGGGACGGGGGCCGUGCUUGGUGGUUUCGUGUACCAUCACUUUGGUGCCCGCUGGCUGUUCCGUUCCUGCGCAAUCAUGUGCUGCAUUGUGGCAGCGCUGUACCUAGUGUCGGAGAGAAUCAUUCGCCAGUACGAGCGGCGACACGGCACGUUGAUUUCCGGUACGGCGAAGCUCGUCGACGGCAUUGAGCUCAACGAACAUGGCCUAACGUUGGACGACGACAACGACGGUGAGCUGAGUAAUGGUGCGCCUGUCAUUAGCUACCGUUCGGACACCACCCAUGCUGUUAACGGUAGAGUACACAACGGUAUAGACGACUUUACACUGGUAUCGUCCGACGCUGACAGGGCCCUCGAUAUCGCCACCGCUGAGAAUGAUGAAUUUGAACAAGACGGAGACAUUGAAACUGCGCUCCUCUAGGCUGACUCUGAUACACCAUCAUGUUCAUGAAGACUAGUCCUAUUUUAUUUUUUUACUCCGCUCUAUUUCACCUCCCACCGCUUUAGCAGCUGCAUCUGCACCUUGAUCCAUAUAGGGUAGUGGCGUUCAGCCGAUUCUCAGAACCAUCAAUGGCUUUUUUUGUAUUUUAUUUUGCUCACUGGGCUCGCUGAGCCUGAGACUGGACAAACUACGGAGUCAUGUUCUGUUCUAGACUUAGAGAAACCAUCCACAGGUGCUAGUGCCGCUCUCACUGAGACUGGACAAACUAUGGAGUCAUGUUCUGUUCUAGACUUAGAGAAACCAUCCACAGGUGCUAGUGCCGCUCUCACUGAGACUGGACAAACUAUGGAGUCAUGUUCUGUUCUAGACUUAGAGAAACCAUCCACAGGUGCUAGUGCCGCUCUCACUGAGACUGGACAAACUAUGAAGUCAUGUUCUGUUCUAGACUUAGAGAAACCAUCCACAGGUGCUAGUGCCGCUCUCACUGAGACUGGAUAGGCAGUCGCUUGCACAACAAGCCCGGCCAAUUGAUUAUAACUCGGUACGCGGCUAUAAAUUUAUCUAUUCUCAUCCAGCUGGUCUGGGUUUAGUAACUGGACUGUUGCAAUUCAAAGUCCACCAUAUCCUGCCACUUUUUUGAUAUGCUUUCAUCCAUCAACAUGAUCAACCUGGUGAUGUUCU